Mustela lutreola (European mink) is the source of this 880-nucleotide messenger RNA. RefSeq names its product conserved oligomeric Golgi complex subunit 2-like. Gene Ontology annotation, biological process: Golgi organization; protein transport; intra-Golgi vesicle-mediated transport. The record is from RefSeq and is a predicted model, not a curated record. NCBI's taxonomy places the organism in Eukaryota, Metazoa, Chordata, Mammalia, Carnivora, Mustelidae. Bases 172 to 750 code for a protein of 192 amino acids. Gene Ontology annotation, cellular component: COG complex; membrane. The transcript is spliced from 6 exons.
GGCCUGUGGCGUCCUCUUUCAUUGGCCGCGGCGCGGGCGCUGCCAUGUUGGAGGAAGCGGUGCCUUCUGUGUGGUGGAAGCGCCGUGGCUUCACCCGUAGCGUUGGGGAGCGCAGCCUCCUACCUUUCCUUCUCGCUGGAGUGUUGGUGCUGAGAGGCGGCGGCCGGCGGGAUGGAGAGAAGUAGGAUGAACCUGCCCAAGGGGCCGGACACGCUCUGCUUCGACAAGGACGAGUUCAUGAAGGAAGAUUUUGACGUCAAUCACUUUGUGUCUGACUGUAGGAAGCAUGUCCAGCUGGAGGAACUAAGAGGAGAUCUAGAACUCUACUAUAAACUUCUUAAAAUAGCCAUGGUCGAGCUCAUCAACAAGGAUUAUGCAGAUUUUGUCAACCUUUCCACAAACUUGGUUGGCAUGGACAAAGCCCUCAAUCAACUUUCUGUGCCUUUGGGACAGUUACGAGAAGUUCUGCGUAUAGCCCACAUUACGGCCAUGCUGCAGCAGUCCCUGGGAGGCCUGCUGCUAGAAGGGCUUCAGACUUCCAAUGUGGACAUCAUAUGGCACUGCCUCCGGACUUACGCUACAAUUGACAAGACACAGGUUGCAGAGGCGUUAGUCGGUCAAGUACUGGUGAAACCGUACAUGGAUGAGGUGAUUGUAGAGCAGAUCGUUGAGUCUCAUCCGGACGGCCUGAAGAUCAUGUAUGCUAAUAAGCUCCUGGAGUUCGUUCCUCACCACUGCCGCCUUCUUUGAGAGGUCACAGGAGGAGCCAUCUCAAGUUUCAGAUCCAGUUUUGACUAUUGUUAUGGGCUUAGUUGGAUGCCCCCAGAUUCCUACGUUGACGUCCUAACACCCAGCAUCUCAGAAUGUGGCAGUAUUCAGA